GUGUAGCAAAGGUCAUCAGACAAGUGUGUGUAUCGAUAUACACAGGAACACAUAGCCCAAGAAACAACGAGAAGCGACACUAGUAGCAACAAGCCUGUGCGUGUCAAAAUAUACGAGCCCAAAGCGUGGGGAACGCCAUGGCAAGAAUUCUCAAGUUCUCAACAAUGGCGAUCUCCCAUACCAGCCACCGCCAGCAGCUCCUCCUCUCCUUGCUCGUUCACCUGUUCCUUCCGAUCCAGCUCUCCUACUCCCUCGGCGCCUACAGCAACCAAACUGCCAUGCCACCAGCAAAGGUCCAGUGCCAUCCGGACCAGGCCUCGGCGCUGCUCCGGCUGGGGCGUUCCUUCUCCACCAGCGAUUCCGCAUGCACCCUCGCGUCGUGGCGUGCCGGCACCGACUGCUGCGGCUGGGAGGGCGUCGCCUGCGCUUACGGCCGCGUGACCAGCCUCGACCUCGGCGGAUGCGGGCUGGAGAGUGCCGGCCUCCACCCGGCGCUUUUCGACCUGACCUCCCUGAGGCACCUGGACCUCUCCGGGAACAGCCUCAAUGAGUCAGAGCUCCCGGCUGUUGGGUUUGAGCGGCUCACCGAGCUCACCCAUCUCAACCUCUCCUACUCCGACUUCGCAGGCAUGAUACCACAUGGGAUACGGCGGCUCAGCAAAUUGGUAUCUCUGGACUUCUCUAAUUGGAUUUAUCUUGUUGAAGGAGACAAUGAUUAUUUCCUGCCACUUGGCGAAGGGCGGUGGCCCGUCGUAGAGCCAGACAUUGGAUCACUAGUCGCUAAUCUUAGCAACCUGAAAGAGCUUUAUCUAGACACUGUUGACCUCUCUGGAAAUGGGGCAGCAUGGUGCAGUGCAUUUGCUAAUUCCACUCCUCAGCUUCAGGUUCUCAGCCUUCGAAAUACCAACCUCAAUGCACCGAUUUGUGGGUCCUUGUCUCUCAUUCACUCAUUGACCAAGGUCAACCUCAAGUAUAACAAACUGUUUGGCCGAAUUCCAGAGUCAUUUGCUGAUUUACCUUCCCUCAGUGUUCUUAGACUUGCCUAUAAUCUCCUUGAAGGACCGUUCCCGGUGAGGAUCUUCCAAAACAAAAACUUGACAGUUGUCGAUAUCAGUUAUAAUUUCAAAGUAUCAGGCUUGUUGCCCAAUUUCUCAUCAGAUAGCAUUAUGACGGAUCUGCUUUGCAGCAACACUAACUUCUCUGGUCCCAUUCCGAGUUCUAUAAGCCAUCUCAAAUCUUUGAAGAGUUUAGGUAUCGCAGCAACAGACUCUCACCAAGAGCUUCCCUCUUCAAUUGGUGAGCUCAGAUCCUUGACAGCAUUACAAGUUUCUGGGGCUGGUAUAGUAGGAGAAAUGCCAUCUUGGGUCGCAAAUUUAACUUCUUUGGAAAUUCUGCAAUUCUCGAAUUGUGGCAUAUCUGGUCAAGUACCUUCUUUCAUAGGUAACCUCAAGAAAUUAAGUACAUUAAAACUAUAUGCAUGCAAUUUUUCUGGUCAAGUGCCCCCACAUCUGUUUAAUCUAACAAAUUUGGGAGUCAUAAAUUUUCAUUCCAACGGUUUCAGUGGUACCAUCGAACUCAGCUCAUUCUUUAAAUUGCCCAAUUUAUUUAGGUUGAAUCUGUCAAACAACAAACUUUCCAUAUUAGAUGGGGAGUAUAAUUCUUCAUGGGAGUCCAUCGACAAUUUUGAUACUGUGUGUCUAGCAUCUUGUAACAUAUCCAAGCUCCCUGAUAUCUUGAGGAACAUGCACUCAGUUCAAGUUCUUGACCUUUCAAACAAUCACAUCCAUGGCACCGUACCUCAGUGGGCGUGGGAUAACUGGAUUGACUCGAUCAUCCUGAUGAACUUAUCACACAACCAAUUUAGUAGUAGUAUAGGAUAUGGCUCUGGCAUUUCAGCUAAUAUGUUUGUUAUUGAUAUCAGUUAUAACCUAUUUGAAGGGCCUUUACCUAUACCUGGACCGCAGACCCAACUAUUUGAUUGCUCAAACAACCGAUUCUCAUCUAUACCAUUCAAUUUUGGUUCUGACUUAAGCAGUAUUUCCCUUCUCAUGGCUUCUGGAAACAAGCUGUCCGGAGAAAUUCCGCCAUCAGUUUGUGAAGCGACAAGUCUUAAGCUCCUCGAUCUCUCCAAUAACGAUUUGCUUGGCUCUAUCCCUUCUUGUUUAAUGGAGGACAUGAAUUACCUGAAUGUAUUAAAUUUGAGAGGAAAUCAACUUCAUGGAAGAUUACCAAAUAGCCUAAAGCAGGGUUGUGCAUUUGGGGCAUUAGAUUUUAGCGACAAUCGGAUUGAAGGACAAUUACCAAGAUCUUUAGUUGCUUGCAAAGACUUGGAGGUUUUCGAUAUCGGGAAUAAUCAUAUUGAGGAUACAUUUCCAUGUUGGAUGAAUGUGCUUCCUAAACUUCAAGUUCUUGUUCUAAAAUCCAACAAGUUUGUCGGAAAUGUGGGGCCUUCUGUUUCUGAAGAUAAAAAUAGUUGUGAGUUUAUAAAUCUUCGAAUUUUUGACUUGUCUUCAAAUAAUUUCUCAGGAUUAUUGCGUACUGAAUGGCUUAGGACAAUGAAAUCCAUGAGGACUAAAGCUGUCAAUGAGAGGUUGGUCAUGGAAAAGCAAUAUGAUCCACUUGGCCAAACAUACCAGUUCACCACUGCAAUCACAUACAAAGGAUCUGAUAUCACUUUUUCUAAAAUAUUGAGGACCAUUGUAGUCAUCGAUGUUUCAGAUAACGCAUUCUAUGGUGCCAUUCCCCAGUCAAUUGGGGACCUUGUCCUGCUCAGUGCGGUAAACAUGUCACAUAAUGCCCUCAAUGGACCAAUUCCAUCUCAAUUUGGCAUGCUACAUCAACUUGAGUCCCUCGAUCUAUCUUCAAAUGAUCUUUCAGGAGAGAUCCCACAAAAGUUGACAUCACUUGAUUUUCUUUCAAUACUGAAUCUAUCCUACAACAAGCUGGAGGGUAGAAUACCCGACUCUCCCCACUUCUUGACAUUCUCUAAUCUCUCAUUUCUAGGGAACAUUGGCCUAUGUGGACUUCAAGUGUCCAAAGCAUGCAACAACAUGACACCUGAUAUUGUGCUACAUCAGUCGGAGAAGUUACCAAUAGAUAUUGUACUGUUCCUUUUUGCGGGUCUGGGAUUUGGUGUCGGAUUUGCAAUUGCAGUUGUCCUAACGUGGGGAAUCUCAUGGAGAUCAUUGUUACAUUUCAAUGCCACAACAGUGAGCUACCCAGACAAUGCAUUGCCUUCGAUCUAUCCAGCUGCUUCACCUAACCAACUACAAUUACUCAGAAGGGGCCAAGUAGGAACUGAACCUAGAUCAGCUGGUUCGAGUGGGAGGUAUGGUCAUGCAUCCAAACCACUUAGUGUUGAGUCCACUUCAACUCAAAUUUGCAUGCCUAUUUCUUCUUCUUAACGAAAAAUCACUCAAUCCAUCUUAUGUUGGAUAUCAUUUUUUUCAAGAAGGGGUCAAUCCCACCUUCCCAUCACACUCAAGGAUUGGUGUCUGUGUUAAAAGGAUACUCUUGUAAAGAGUCUUGUAUAAACAUGUCAAAUGAACUUGAUGGCAUUGGAUACUUAGAUGCAUUGGUUAAAACCUCUAGCUAUAGAUAGACUUUGUAUAGAUAGAGACGGUUUAAACCAAGUGUAUCUUGUAUCACAAGUUGUAAUCAAACUCAUGUAAUUUGUUGGGGAUUUCCUCUAUAUUAACAUGCAGCCGCGGCUAGCCUAGGCAGGCAGCCACGUUCACCUAA
This is a messenger RNA of Setaria italica (foxtail millet), 3741 nucleotides long. RefSeq names its product receptor-like protein 12. The coding region runs from base 138 to 3404 and encodes 1088 amino acids. Gene Ontology annotation, molecular function: protein binding. Lineage: Eukaryota; Viridiplantae; Streptophyta; Magnoliopsida; Poales; Poaceae. The record is from RefSeq and is a predicted model, not a curated record. The transcript has a single exon.